Messenger RNA from Aspergillus caelatus, 231 nucleotides. RefSeq lists its product as uncharacterized. Lineage: Eukaryota; Fungi; Ascomycota; Eurotiomycetes; Eurotiales; Aspergillaceae. The record is from RefSeq and is a predicted model, not a curated record. The transcript has 2 exons. The coding region runs from base 1 to 231 and encodes 76 amino acids.
AUGUUUUCGAAAGCUCAGGAUACGUUACGCCAGGGCCAGGAGGCCGCUCAAAAAGCAAUGAGCUCCGCGACCGGCUCUAAUAAGCCGGACUUCUCGAAAUGGAAUACAGAGGAGAUGCUGGAGACCACUUUGUCGAAAGGAGAGCUUGGUCACGACUACGCGGAUGCUUACGUAGCGGCGAAUAAAAACUUUCACCACCCAACCAAAGAGGAUGAUGCCGCCUUCAAUUAG